AUGAAUUUUGAAGAAAAAAAACAAGACAAUCCAAUGGAUUUGGGUCUGUCAUAUUUAUCCAAUAGCGAUGAAGAACCAAACAUAGUCAAUACCAAUAUAACAGAAUCAACCUUUGAACAAGAAAAACAAAAAGAAUUUAGUAGCUGUGCAAAUAAUAAUGAAAAAAUAUCAAUAUCAGACAGUAGAAUUUUUGGCAUCAAUGAAAUUGUUAAAACUGAAGUUAUUAAACAAAUUACAUCGGCUCUAUCGUAUAAAAGUUUAGAACAAUUAGUACAAGCAGAGGUUGAAAAAUAUCUAUCUAAUAUCAAUGUUGAAAAUAUAAUUCAAAAAAAAAUUCAACAACAAUUAACCCAAGAUUUACAACUUCAAGAACUAUUAUCUCCGAUAAUAUCUCAUUCCCAACAAUCUUGUAAUAUAGAUUAUGAUAAAAACAAUAAUAAUAGCAACAAAAUAGAAAACAAUGUAAAUAAUAAUAUUAAUGGUAGUUCAACUAUCUCUACUUUAACAAACAAUGAAAUUAAUAUAAAUACCAAUAAUAAUGUAAAUAAUAAUAAUAAUAAUGACAUUGAUAAUAAUAUAGACGAUAGUUGUAAAAUAGAUAACAAUAGUAACAUAGAUAACAUAGACAACAUAGACAACAUAGAUAAUAGCAUAGAUAGUAAAAACAUAGAUAACAACUCUAUUAAUAUAGAUAAAGAUAGUAUAGAUAAUAUUGCUAAAGAUACAACUAUUAAAGACACCAUUAUGGACAGUAUAGAUAUAACCCAUAAUAAUGAAAAUAAUAAUAAUGUUGAUGUUAAUGAUAAAUAUAGCAAUAAUGCUGAUGAAAAUAAUAAUAAUGUUGAUGUUAAUAAAGAUAGCAAUUAUGCUGAUGAAAAUAAUUAUAGCAUCAACAAUAUUGGUAAUAAUGAUAAUAGUGAUAAUAAUAUUGAUAUAAAUGAAAAUAUUUUUUAUGAUGUUAUUAUAGACAACCAUAAUACGGAUAAAAAAUUAGAUAGUAACACAGAAAACAAUAUAGAUAAUAAUAUAGAUAAUAGUAUAGAUAAUAGUAUAGAUAAUAGUAUAGAUAAUAAUACGGAUAAUAUAGACAAUAACAAAAUGGAUAAUAAUGAUAAAGAUAACAACAAUCAAACCAAUCCAACCAUAGCAUCACCAGAAAAACCUAAAGCAAAAUCAACUAGAGGUAGAAAAAAAAGAAAAAUUGAUGAAUUAAAUGAUAGUCCAACCAAUAGCAAUGAAAGCUCACCUAUCCACCAAAAUAAAAAACUGAAUAAAACUAUAGUUAACAAAACUAACAAAGUUGGUAAAAAAGGUAAAAAAGAUAAUAAUAUAUUUUUAUCAGACUAUUUAUCAGUAGAAGAGUACAAUCAAAUGGUAAAACAAGAAAAAGAUAAAGUUUCAAUUUCGGAAAACUAUUAUUUCGUUAGACACAAUAAAACAAUAACAAGCAAGCAUAUUGAAAUCUUUAAAGAGAAAAAAGCAAAAGAUCCCAAUUUUGAAAUGCCAAUAUAUGUUAGACACCACGAACAAAGUGAUGAAAAUCAUUUGAAUUGGUUCGACGCAUUUUUGGUAUCAAUAGAUGAGAAGAAGAGAACUUGCACUGUUUGGUUUGAAGAAGAGCCUGAAGGAGGUCAGUUCCAAGUGGAGUUCAGUAGAGUAAUGAUUGAAGAAUUUGAUUCAAUAGACAAAAUUUACAACUUUUCCCAAUUUGAAAAGAAAAUUCAAAAAGAAAAUUUAAAAACUCCCCUUGUUUAUUUAGCAGAUUAUAAAAUCCAAAGAGGCACUAAAGAAUUUGGAUAUAUGCAGGAUAUUUUAAUAGUCAAAACUUUCACCGCUACCAAUAUUUUGGUUUUUAUUUUAAAAGAAAGAAAGCUAAUUUCUCUACCAAUGCAAAAUAUUUUUAUUAGAAAAACUUUAUAA
Molecule: messenger RNA, 1920 nt
Organism: Dictyostelium purpureum
Lineage: Eukaryota; Evosea; Eumycetozoa; Dictyosteliales; Dictyosteliaceae
Exons: 1
Coding region: 1-1920 (639 amino acids)
Source: RefSeq, a predicted model, not a curated record